Molecule: messenger RNA, 246 nt
Organism: Miscanthus lutarioriparius
Lineage: Eukaryota; Viridiplantae; Streptophyta; Magnoliopsida; Poales; Poaceae
Source: the annotation of a GenBank genome assembly
AUGGCGACUAUGAACCCCCAAGCAGACAGUGUCGUCAAACUGUGGAACGUUCAGACAUGGCUUGCAUCUGUGAUCUGUCGCCAUCUUACCCAUGAUGACGAAGUUGACAUAAGUGCGGUUAAACUUGUAAGACUUGCACGUGAUUGCCGCAAGCCAUUAGAAAGUGGAAGCAAAUGUGGAAGUUGGACCGUUCCGCUCUCAUCACUGGUGCCCACCAAGGAAACAUUCAUGAGAGUUCAUGAGUAG